Molecule: messenger RNA, 1026 nt
Organism: Acanthosepion pharaonis
Lineage: Eukaryota; Metazoa; Mollusca; Cephalopoda; Sepiida; Sepiidae
Source: the annotation of a GenBank genome assembly
AUGACAUUCCCAAGCGACCAGCACCUGACAUUCCCAAGACCGACCAGCACCUGCGACCAGCACCUGGCAUUCCCAAGCGAUCAGCACCUGGCAUUCCCAAGCGACCAGCACCUGGCAUUCCCCAAGCGAUCAACACCUGGCAUUCCCAAGCGACCAGCACCUGGCAUUCCCAAGCGACCAGCACCUGGCAUUCCCAAGCGAUCUACACCUGACAUUAUCAAGCGAUCAACACCUGACGUUCCCAAGCGAUCAACACCUGGCAUUCGCAAGCGACCAGCACCUGACAUUCCCAAGCGACCAGCACCUGGCAUUCCCAAGCGAUCAACACCUGGCAUUCCCAAGCGACCAGCACCUGGCAUUCCCAAGCGAUCAACACCUGGCAUUCCCAAGCGAUCAACACAUGACAUUCCCCAACCGACCAGCGCACCUGACAUUCCCAAGCGAUCAACACCUGGCAUUCCCAAGCGACCAGCACCUGGCAUUCCCAAGCGAUCAACACCUGACAUUCCCAAGCGAUCAACACCUGACAUUCCCAAGCGAUCAACACCUGGCAUUCCCAAGCGACCAGCACCUGACAUUCCCAAGCGACCAGCACCUGGCAUUCCCAAGCGAUCAACACCUGGCAUUCCCAAGCGACCAGCACCUGGCAUUCCCAAGCGAUCAACACCUGGCAUUCCCAAGCGACCAACACCUGACAUUCCCAAGCGACCAGCACCUGGCAUUCCCAAGCGAUCAACACCUGGCAUUCCCAAGCGAUCAACACCUGACAUUCCCAAGCGACCAGCACCUGACAUUCCCAAGCGACCAGCACCUGGCAUUCCCAAGCGAUCAGCACCUGGCAUUCCCAAGCGACCAGCACCUGGCAUUCCCAAGCGAUCAACACCUGACAUUCCGACAUUCCCAAGCGACCAGCACCUGGCAUUCCCAAGCGACCAGCACCUGGCAUUCCCAAGCGAUCUACACCUGACAUUCCCCAAGCGACCAGCACCUGGCAUUCCCAAGCGACCAGCACCGAUCAACACCUGA